AUGGCUAAGAGUUUGCGAAGCAAAGUAAAGCGUAGAUUUCGCACAGCUAAAAGGCUACUAAUUAGAGAUACGUUAGAGGCAAGAAGAAAUAGUGAGAAAUCUCAGAUACUUAAAGAAAUAGGAGAAGGUAUAUAUACUCAAAAGUAUUCUCCUUUGAAUGGAUUUUUGUAUCCUGAAUCAGAAAAUUCUUUUAUACCUCAGAAAAAUAGGGAUCCAGUAAUAGACUUUAGAUCUCAUUCAAUAAGUAUAGCAGGAUUUAUGGGUUCUGGGAAUAGAAGAAAAUUUUAUCCUGAAGAAAAUAUCCCUAAUUUAAGUAUAUUGGGUAAUAAUAUGGUAUCAACUAGCAAAGAUGUUAUAGUAGAUAACUCUUGUAAAAUGUCUGACUAA
This is a messenger RNA of Cryptosporidium muris RN66, 387 nucleotides long. RefSeq lists its product as uncharacterized. The record is from RefSeq and is a predicted model, not a curated record. The coding region runs from base 1 to 387 and encodes 128 amino acids. Lineage: Eukaryota; Apicomplexa; Conoidasida; Eucoccidiorida; Cryptosporidiidae. The transcript has a single exon.